GGAGGUGGGAGCUGCUGCUGUUCUCCCGUCUGUGAGGCAGCAGAAAGAAAGUGGUAGGAAGUGAGAUAAGAGCAGCCUGUGCGGUUUUUGUGCUUUAGGGAGAAAAUUAGAAGUUUAUUUUUGGUCUGAGUGUUUUGUGAGGAGGCUCGCGGGGCGGAGCGAGCCGGAGGAGAUACAGAAACACGUCGUUUUUAGGAACUUGUUGGAGAAGCGCGACUGGAGAAGAAGAUGGCAUCAGUAAGCGACCCCCGCCAGCAGACACAGGCGCAGAAGGAUGCAGCAGAUCAGAAUUUUGACUACAUGUUUAAACUCCUCAUCAUUGGUAACAGCAGCGUGGGAAAGACCAGCUUCCUGUUCCGAUAUGCAGACGACUCCUUCACCUCGGCGUUCGUCAGCACUGUGGGCAUCGAUUUUAAAGUGAAAACCGUGUAUCGCAACGAGAAACGCGUCAAACUCCAAAUCUGGGACACAGCAGGCCAGGAGAGAUACCGCACCAUUACGACAGCCUACUACAGAGGAGCCAUGGGUUUCCUGCUGAUGUACGACAUCACCAACCAGGAGUCAUUUUACGCAGUACAAGACUGGGCGACACAGAUUAAGACGUACUCGUGGGAUAAUGCUCAGGUAAUACUGGUGGGGAACAAGUGUGAUCUGGAGGACGACAGACUGGUAGCUACAGAAGACGGACAGAGACUAGCUAAUGAAUUAGGGUUCCAGUUUUUCGAGGCGAGCGCUAAAGACAACAUUAACGUGAAGCAGGUGUUCGAGCGGCUGGUUGACGUCAUCUGCGACAAAAUGAACGAGAGCAUGGAUGGAGAGCCCAGCCAAAUGACCAAUCACAAAGGCCCCAGCCUACAGGACACGCCCCCUGCCGGGCAGAGCGGCUGCUCGUGUUAAUGAUCACUCACUCAACACACACACACACAUACACAUACACACCACGCACAGGGCAAUGCACAGCUACAUACGUACACUAUGACUGGACCAUUCAUUAGUAAACCCACAGGGACAAACCCGGACAUACACUACCAUUCACAAGUCUGAAAUCAGUGUGUUGCAUAAUGCAUUAUUUUAAAGGUAUUGAAUAAAGUUGAUAUAUAAUUGCAGCAGUCAGCCAUAACAUUAGUACCGGUGAAGUGAACUUUGGAAAAACGUUGAUUAUCUUGUCAUUUUGGGAUCUACAUACAUUUUUGGCAGCAAUUGAACAGUAAGAUCUUGAAGUUGGUGAACUAAAAGCAGGAAAACUGGUCAGACAUAAGAAUCUGAGACAUUUUGACAAGAACCAGCAUGUAAUGGCUAGCUAAAUGAGUCAGAACAUCUCCGAAAUAUCACGAAAAGCAGUGCUUGUGGGUUAAUUCUGGUAUGCAAUGGCCAGUACAUAUCAAAAGUGCCCUAAAGAAAGACAACCAGUGAACCAGCGACAGGGUCAUGGGUCCCCAAGGCCCCACCCACAUAUAUACAUACGCAUAACUUGAUAUUUUUAAAAUCAGUUUAUUUUUUUCUGAGUUUUGGGUUUAUUUAAAGCCCUGUUUUCAAUGCUGACGUCGCAGCACAUGCAUGAUUCUGUCUGAAUCUCAAAUACGUACUUACUCCCUGUAUUAAAAUUGAUAAUAUGAUGCAUAAAACUACAACUACAUCUACACACACAUAGAACUAGAUUUCAGAUUUCCACAUCUAAAUCCAUGUAAAUUUGAAUGUUCUAUUACAGAUAUGUGUAUUAAUAUUACUAUAUUAAACCUUAGUGUUUCCUUCUUCUUCAUGGUGUGUUUAUUAAUGUCUCUCUUUAUGAGGUACUAUUUCCUCCUCUGUGGAUGGAAAUAUUUUAAUAUAUGAAAAAAAAAUGCUGCUGCUCAACUAUGACUUGGUACCAGAUACAACAGGACACCUCUAGUGGUCUUGUAGACAGAGUCCAUGUCUGUGCCAUACAGAUGGUUAGAUCUGUUAUGGUGUCUCAAGGGUGGCCUGCACAAUAUUAAGUGGGUGGUGCUAAUGUUAUGGCUGAUCGGUGUAAAUAUGCAAUGCCUCAAAUCUUAAACAAAUUAAACAAAUUGACUAAAACUAUUGCAAUUACACUGAUUUCAGUUCCCGACAAUACUUUAAAUUUUGAAUGAAUAUCUUAUUGUUCAGUGUAUUAUUGUGUAUAUAUAAUAUUACACAUGCAAACGUGCAAAUGUACAUUCAACAGAUGUGUAGCUAAAACUGAUUUCAAACUGUGAUCAGUCCAUUCCAAAUCUUUAAUGUGUGUCCUCUAGAAAUGUCUGCUAAUUAUUUUAUUGUUUCCUCCUGUCACUCAAAUAAAGCUCAUUCCUUUACAGA
Astyanax mexicanus (Mexican tetra) is the source of this 2316-nucleotide messenger RNA. It is a transcript of the gene rab3da, whose product is annotated as RAB3D, member RAS oncogene family, a. Gene Ontology annotation, molecular function: GTP binding; GTPase activity. Gene Ontology annotation, biological process: regulation of exocytosis; protein secretion; protein localization to plasma membrane. The transcript is spliced from 5 exons. The coding region runs from base 229 to 897 and encodes 222 amino acids. Gene Ontology annotation, cellular component: plasma membrane; synaptic vesicle; endosome. NCBI's taxonomy places the organism in Eukaryota, Metazoa, Chordata, Actinopteri, Characiformes, Acestrorhamphidae. The record is from RefSeq and is a predicted model, not a curated record.